Messenger RNA from Porites lobata, 3587 nucleotides. The record is from the annotation of a GenBank genome assembly. Lineage: Eukaryota; Metazoa; Cnidaria; Anthozoa; Scleractinia; Poritidae.
AUGAGUGUUAAACCGCCCGAUUGGUCAACCGAUAUUAGUAAGAAAGGAGAGUUCGUCCGUACACCGUCUAAGUUCCGAAACCAAGUGACAGCUGAUGGUUCCAGCGGAUUUUUAGCCGAAGCUGAUCGAUAUCACCUGUACGUUUCGCUCGCGUGCCCUUGGGCACACCGCACUCUCAUUACACGAAAGCUUAAAGGCCUAGAGAACGCCAUAUCUUACACUGUUGUGGAUUGGUUUCUUGGCACUGAAGGAUGGACAUUUACAGACAGCAAGCCCAAAUGUUCACUGGAUACAGUCAAUGGAUGCCGAACCCUAAGAGAAGUUUACAACCUUUCCAACCCUGAGUAUUCGGGAAAAGUUACUGUGCCCGUGUUGUGGGACAAGAAGAAGAAAACUCUCGUAAACAAUGAAUCUAGUGAGAUCAUCCGCAUGUUUACUAAAGAAUUUAACGCGUUCUGUGCCACUGAAGAGCAGAAAAAAUUAGAUCUUUAUCCAGAUCAUUUGAGUGAGAAGAUUGAAGAGCUCAACGGAUGGAUAUAUCCGUAAGUACGAUUACGUAACAAAGACCACGAAGAUGACCCCGAGGAAUGGACCAUUAGACAAGUGAUGGGGGUUGGGUCAGUGGGGUUGGGCUAAAUUUAUCAGGACAUUUGUCAAGUAAAAAAAACACAUGUUCAGUCAUUGUUGAAAAAAGAAUGUUACCAAAAGAAAAAAAAAAAGGAUUUCCUCGUCAGGUGUGCAAAACAAAAUUCUGGAACCCCCAAAUAACCUCACCCCCUCCCCUGGCUUGCCAGGAUAGUCCUGACAAAAUAUUCACUGAAAUCUCUUGCUAAAUCUUGUUGAAAAAUCCAGGUUUUGUUGUAGUUAGGCCUAUAGUUGUCAGUAGAAGAAGUAUUGUAAGUGAAACUUUGUUGUUGUUGUUGUUGUUGUUGUUGUUUUUACAUCUGCAGAAAUAUCAACAAUGGUGUUUACCGUGCAGGAUUUGCCACAUCACAGGAAGCAUAUGAUGUUGCAGUGAGAGAUGUAUUCAAUGCCCUUGAUAAGGUGAAAAAAAUAUAUACUUCGUAAAUGGAAAGCCUACAUUGUGAACAGUCUCUAACAGUCUCUAAAUCCUUGGUUUUCAGUUCAUAUAAUCUGAAACAGCUUGCAGCAGUCUUUGACACAGUUGGAAGCUGUUUGCUUUGAAUACAUACACUCAACAGACAAAUAAUGCUCCCAUUUAGUUUAUCCUGGAAUAGGGUAUGGGAAUCAGAUGAUUACGGUGUAUAAUAGACUAUCAUUUAUGGACAGUCAGUCAAUAUUAUGAAGACUGGAGUUUCUAGUUUACAUAAAGUGCUACAUUUGUAGUUUGGGAUAGGAACAGGAGUUUUGGUGCAUGGUGGUUGGUAUUGAACAUGGUCUGGUACAGGUCAAUGGUCCCACUAUCCCAGUGGCACACCCCUACCCCCAAAUUCCUAGUCUUCCCCCACCCCACUGCAGUCACCGGUAGCAAUGUUUCCUGUCACAUUUAUAAACUAUUAUGUGCCAAAGCUGUUAUACAGAGGAGGCUCUCCCAACGAACACUCUCAUAAGCCAACAGCUCUUGUUAAGGCUAACUUCACAAAACCCUCUUUUUCUCGACUCCCAUACAAACGCUUUAUUUUUUCAUUCCUGUAAGUGGCCAGCUCCAGUUACAAACACCUUUUUUGCAUCCCAAGGGUGUCUGCUUACAAGAGCUUCCACUGUACUUUCCUUGAAGAUUAUUGUAUCCUUUCUUUUCGCCACUCUUACAAAGUCUUGAGAUUGUAUUGGAGUAUUAAAUACAAAAUUAAACCCCAAUUGAAGUCACUUUUACAUGAAUCUGCUGGCUUUAUUUUUAGCAUCAAAUAAGAAACACAUUACUGGUGGUAUUCUUCCUAUUCACUUCCUAUUUGUGUAAUCAUUGAUUGAUUUUUAAUUUCAUUGUUCUUUCUGUAGGUAGAAGAUAUUCUGAGUAAAUCUCGUUAUCUUACUGGUAACACCAUCACAGAGGCUGAUGUUCGUCUCUUCACCACACUUGUCAGAUUUGAUAUGGUUUAUGUUGGGCACUUCAAGGUACGAAUCUCACAAUGUUUUUUAGAUUAAAACAUUUGCUCUUCAAGCAUUUGUAAUUAAGAUGUUUUUUGGACACCGUCCAGCCAAAAUGAAGCAAAGCUACCUCACAACGUAAACUUUGUUGCAAGGUGAGCCAAUCUAUGCUGGCUUUUUUGUGCUUAUGCCUAAUUAUUAAACUUUCGUAUUACACUUUAUUAUAUGGCAAUAAUAGUGGCUAUUAACUAGUGAUGGCUUUUAACAUCAUCACGUGGCUUUUUAACUGUUUGUCUCAUUGAUUUUACUCAAUAGUGUAAUAAGAAGCGUAUCAUUGAUUAUCCCAACAUCUGGGGAUAUCUUCGAGAUCUAUAUCAAACAAGUGGAAUUGGAGAAACUGUGGAUGCUGAACACAUUCAAAAACAUUAUCAGGUGAGGUGCUUGACAAUUGAAUCAGAGUUUUGAUCUACUGUCCUGAGUUGUUGGUACUCUGCAUAAUACUUACAACUUUUCCUUCCAAUGAAAAUAACUCAAAUUAACAAGGAAGUCAUAAGAAUGAACCACUAGAAAUAUGUGUAUCCCAGAACCUCGCAAAGCUCAGGGGUCAGUGGCCCAUGAAAUGUUAGGGCGGGAGAGAUCAUUUCACAUACUCUGUAAAAUACUUUAAGACUAUGUUACCCACAAUAGGUGAGCUAUUCUAGGUGGGCAGCGAUACAAUAAUUGUCUCCUAUAAAGUCACCAACAAAAAUAAGUAAAGGGAAAGCAAAAAUAAAAUGAAAUAAAUAAAUAAAAAUAGAAGGUAGCACCAACUGGAAAUAAUAAUAGUAAAUGGUAAAACUAUAACAAGUAUGAUACUACAUAAAACUAUAGAUAUGAGGGCCACAGAGUCAUCAGUGUCUUAGGACUACUGUUAAGUGUUUUACCCUCUUUAAAUAAAGCCUAUUAUUAUUAUUAUUUGAUAUAAGGAAGGAAAACACUUUAACUGAAUAAGGAGUUUGGGUAGGAACUGGUGAUGGCACUCAUAUCAACAUACAAGAAGUCAAGACAAGUAUCAACAUACUUUUUAAGAUCUGUGUUUAAGGUGCUACUGUAAAUACCUGUGUAUACCUGUCACUAAUAUUUUACCUAUCACAUGUACACUGCAACUCAACAGUAACAGGCCAUUGUAGUGCACCCUUGUCUGAGUUGGAGAGAAGCCUGGUAACAAGGUUGACAGUAGUAGUUUUGGGAAAGUGGGAAGCGAAGUUUCUUCAGUCAGUUUUCUGUAGUCCAUGAGUUUUUUUUAGCAUAGCCACAUAGCACAUCUUCGUAUACUAUUUUAAAAUUUAUAAAUUGGUUAUUUCUUUGUUUUCUAGCAAAGUCACGUGAAGAUUAACCCAUAUGGCAUUGUAGCUAUUGGCCCAGAUUUGGACUUCAACCAGCCACAUGGUCGAAACUGAUGUCCCAGCAGCACUUUACAAUGCCUACAUCUAUUUGUAAAGUUAAUUGCAUAUCUCACAAACAGCUUCUCAGAGGCAAUAACAAUGUACACUAGUUGAUUC